Molecule: messenger RNA, 5964 nt
Organism: Amoebophrya sp. A25
Lineage: Eukaryota; Dinophyceae; Syndiniales; Amoebophryaceae
Source: the annotation of a GenBank genome assembly
AGGUGGGUGGCGUGAGAAUGUGGUAGCGGGAACCACAGGCACUUCCAUGUUGAUUGAUCGAAAGAUGUGAGUCUCUGCUCAGGCUCCUCCUCUCCAAAGAUGAACAUCGGUGUCAGAGGGUUAGUGAGAGAGAGCUAAUCAUUUCUGAUUUUUUGAUAAUUAUUCUGCCACAACAGGCCCGACUGAGAACAUGUCCCGGACAACUAGGACAACUCAAAACUAACCUAUAUGUUUGCUAUUCAACUUUAAGUACUCUGAAAGCGACGACUUCCAGAUAGAACUACGAGUAAGCGCUAGGUGACUUACAAAUAGAAAUAAUACAAAAUGCCGCUUCGUCUAGACAUCAAGAAGCGCCUUUCGGCGCAUUCUGAUAGGGUGAAAUCCGUUGAUUUUCACCCUACGGAACCUUGGGUGCUUUCCGCUCUAUACUCCGGAAAUGUUUACAUCUGGGAUUACAGCACGCAAACUUUGGUGAAGCAAUUCGAAGUGUGCUCCAAUCUCCCAGUACGGUGCGCAAAGUUCGUGGCGAGGAAACAAUGGAUUGUAAUUUUUUGAAUACAUCAUACAUAGUGUUUGGAACGAAGGACCAGCUUUGAAUGAGUUGCUACGUGGUUAGAAUGAAUAAAUGAAUGAAGAAUGUUGUUGAAUUUGUGACGAGAAAACAAUGGAUCGUAUAUCAUAGAAACUGUUCUUUGGGCUUGGAUUGUUUACUUCGUAAUAUCGUCUACUAUUUACACAAUGAAUCGAUCUUCUAUCAAAUUGAAGGUAACCGCCUCCGACGAGAUGCAGAUCGGAGUUUACAACUACAACUCCCUGGAACGUUUGAAGAACAUCGAUGCACAUUCGGAUUAUAUUCGCGCCCUCGCAGUCCACCCGACGCAACCGCACUUGCUGUCCGCGUCUGAUGAUAUGACAAUAAAACUAUGGAAUUGGGAGCAGAAGUGGAACUGCGUCGCCUGUUUCGAAGGGCAUGCACACUAUGUCAUGUGUGUACUACUCUACUUUCACUUUGAAGGUUCUUUAUUAGCAAUUGAUUCUUGAUAAGCGCAUAGACAAGAUGAUGCGGACCACUAUGUUCCUCUCUUUUAUAGACUUUGUCCUUCUACAUCUACCAUCGACUGACCAGGUCCAAUGGAAUCCAAAGGAUACACACAUUUUUGCGUCGGGUUCCCUAGACAAAACGAUUAAAGUAUGGGGAACGUCAGGGAGCAUGAGUGCCCACUUUUCCCUUAGCGGUCAUCAAAAAGGCAUCAACUGUCUUGAGUAUAGCCCAACCGGUGAUAAACCGUACCUUGUGUCCGGAGGCGAUGACAAAACUGUCAGGUAUUUGAUGACAAGUUUGAUAUCUGACUGUAUUAUCUAUGAAGUUAGGCUUCAAGUAGUUUUCCAUUGACGAUGAAUUUGAAUUCGAAUUGCAACCAAAUGGAUCUAUGUAUGGAAAUGCAUUUUUUCUCUCGUGGUACCUACCACGCUUACCUCUCAACGUACAUCAUGAAACAAAACAGGGUCUGGGACUACCAGACGAAGCAGUGCGUGCAAGUGCUAUCAGGGCACCAGAAUAAUAUUUCUACGGUUAUGUUCCAUCCGCAGCUACCAGUUAUCAUAUCCGGAUCCGAGGAUGGAACCGCUCGACUAUGGCAUUCUUCUACCUAUAGACUGGAAGCAACGCUCAACUACCUCUUAGAGCGCUGUUGGUGCGUUACUGCGCUGAAAGGUACUUUUUGAUUUUAAUUUGUCAAUGUGAGUGUCUCCUUAAUAGACUCGAUGACAAAUAGGACCAACAACUACUGUCUCACGAUCCAACUUCUUCAGCUCUUUCUCCAUUCUUUAGCCUGUAGUGGUCCUUGAACACCCAAACGACUUCUUAGCAGGUUCCAACAACGUCGCGGUCGGCUACGAUCUUGGGACGAUCGUUAUUAAACUCGGUGCUGACGAGCCGGUGGUAAGCAUGACCUCGAACGGUAAGAUCGUGUGGGCGAAGGGCCACGAAAUUCAGACCGCGAACUUGAAAUUGUGUGAGGAGGCUGCGGAUGGUGAAAAGCUGAACUUAUCAGUCAAAGACAUGGGCUCAGCCGAGAUCUUUCCGCAGAGCAUCAAGCACAAUCCAAACAGUCGCUUGAUCGCAGUAGUAGGUGACGGAGAAUACGUCGUUUACACGGCACAGGUACUACAGCUUGAAACUUUGUUACUCAUAAGAAGUAGUUGCUUUUCGAAACAUGACUCCUUUGUUCAUUUGACAAGGAAAUAUAUCUACAUCGGCAAAAAUCAGAAUGAUCAGAAACACACCAACUACUUUUUCUCACCCUCAAGUCCCUCAUCAGGCCCUUCGUAACAAAGCGUUCGGAAGUUGUACGGAAUUCGUUUGGUCAUGGGACGGUAACGCUUAUGCGACCAACGACGCAGUAGGAAAAAUUACGGUGUUUCACGACUUCGCAGAGAAGUUCUCCUUCAAUCCCCCCUUUCAAGUAGAGGAAAUCUUUGGAGGAAGAUUACUAGGUACCUACUUUACUAGGUACUUGACAAUGAUGUUGCAAAUCCAAAUUGUACCUUCAUUCUUGUUCUAGUACAUCUACAUCUUGAAUGGUUCUGGUACUAUUUGGUAAUCUGAAUUUGAUCCUAAGGGAAAACAAGAAGAGAACCCUUAGGAUCAAAUUCAGGUUACCAAAUACCAGAACCAUACACUAGUACAUCUACAUUGAAUCUACUUCUUCUAUAUUAUUUUCGUUUUCAACAGGUGUGAAAUCAUCGGAGUACAUCUGCUUUUACGACUGGCAGCAAUUCAAGCUCAUUAGAAGGAUAGACAUUGGCCCCAAGCACGUCUACUGGAACGAAGCUGGUACCUACGUGGCGCUCCUCUGCCACGACUCCAGCUUCGUCCUCUCGCACAACAAGGACGCAUUGACGACGGGAGUUGCGGACGAAGAUGGUAAAACCCAAAUCACUGUUAUCUUUAUCAGGUUUCUUAUAAGUAGAAAAGUCUGAUAAUGAUAAUAGAUUUUAGCUUGCUUCAUAUUUAAUAUAGGUACGAGAUGAGAAGUAGAACUGGUGCUCAUUGACGUAGCGAAUUUUUGGUUUGUACAACUACAACUUCUAGAAUUGUCGAACUCCUUCAAUAGGUCCUCAUGUCAGUAUAAAAGUCAACGUACUUAGUUCUUCGUCAUGUCAAAUAAACUAAAACUGCUUCCCCGCCAGGCAUCGAGUCCGCCUUUGAUUUCCAUAGCGAAAUCGGCGACAAAAUUACUAGUGGUCUCUGGAUCGGCGAAACUUUUGUUUACGUCAACCAAGCCCAGAGGUUGCAGUUCGUGGUGUCUGGGAAGCAAGAAAACAUUGCACAUUUAGACAAGGCGUACUUCAUGCUUGGCUAUCUGGCGGAUUCCAGCAAAGUCUUCCUCCUCGAUCGAGAGAUGAAUAUAGUCAGCUACAGCAUCCCAGCGGCUUUGAUACAGUAUCAAAAGUGCAUAUUGGCAAAAGACUUCGAAGCGUCCCAUCAGCACUUCUUGCAGUUGCCGGAGACGUAUCAUACGAAAGUAGCGAGGUUUCUGGAACAUCAGGGAUAUCCAGAGGAGGCGUUGAAGGUACUAAGUGACUCGUAGCUGAAGAGUGUUCACUUGUUUUUGCAUGAUGAAUCUACCUCUUACUUGUCUGAUGACGAUUUCUUUUCUCGUAGUGAAAACUUAUGUAUUGAUUUACCUCCGAUGACCAAUUCCCAAUCUUGUUUUUAUACCAACCUCGACGACAAGUACAACCAAAUCCCACUACAACCUCGACUACACCUGCAAGAAUACCAACUCAUAUCUUCGAAACCAGAUCUCAAAAGACCGGGAUCACCAGUUGGAUUUAGCCUUGAGUCUCGGCAAACUCGGCUUCGCGAGAGACGUUAUUGCCGCAAGCCAAGAAGAAGGAAGCACAAAUCAGACAGCAAUCAAAGGCAAGUGGAAGACGCUAGGAGACACAGCUUUGGAGAACGGAGAUUUCGACUUAGCAACAGAGUGCUUCAACAAGAGCAAAGAUUUGUCUGCGCUGCUGCUGAUUCAGACGGCGGCGGGUACUUUACUAGAUUACUUAUGAUUAUAUCACAAAACCACUUGGUAAUGGUAGUUCGGUUUUUUUGUAUGUUAAAAACUGAUUUUUAUGUUCCAUGCUUUCAUAUUAUUUAUAGGGAAAAUCAAUAAUUCAGAUUCAUUCCUUUGUUUUUUCCCAUCUUCAGGUGACGCAACCGGUUUGCGCAAGACCGCUGAUGAAGCGAGGGCCAGCGGCAAAGCCAAUAUCGCUUUUCUCGCCUAUAUGCUCUUGCAGGAUGUCGAAGCCUGUCUAGACAUUUUCCUUGAGACCAACAGGCUUCCAGAAGCCGCUUUUUUCGCUAGAAGCUACUGUGCCUCACGAAUCCCAGAAGUCGUCAGACUAUGGAGAGAAGACUUGAGGACUGUAAAUGAGAAACUGGCAGGAAGCAUCGCCCAUCCGGAGGAGUGUCCGGACUUGUUCCCAGACUACGAAAGCCAAAAAUUAGCGGAAAAAGUAUUUGCGAAGACGAGGCUGAGCGUGUUGCCAGCAACGAAAUACACAUCAGUGAGGGAGAAAACUUAUGAGUGUGAUUACAACUAGAAUGAUGUCUCCCGAUUUUAGUUCUUGUUGAUGAAGGAAAAGCAGAUACAACUAGUUACAUAGGGACUACUACAAGUACAACUAGGGUCAACAUUGAUGAGUGAAUAACGCUUUUCUCUCUUUUUCAGGUUGAAUAGAUACUUCUCGUCGAAGUAACUGCUCCACCCUCUUCUAAUAAACAAAAGACCUGAACGUGUUGGAACAGAUAGCAGCUCAAGGAGGCGCUGCCUUCGAGAAGGCAUGGGGGGAAGACCUCGGUCUCGGCGACAUCUAUGGAGGUACAAAACCAAUUACUAGGACUGCACCAGCCGCAGUCGCGCCAGUAGCAGCUGCGACUAGUAGUCCUUCGAAUAUCCCAAAAACAGGACCAGGAGCUACAUCACCUUCAGAAACGCCAGCAGCAGCGCCAACAAGUCCAACAAAGGCACCUAGUGCAGGAGCUGCUUCCCCUGGUGGUGGCGCAGUAAGUAGCACUGCGGGAGUGCCAGUGUCUAGAACAUCUCCAUCCCUAGGUGGUGGAUUAGCAGAAGCAGGUGUAGGAGGAGACAGUAGUAUACCACCAGCUGGAGUAGAAGAGGCUUCCUUCAAUCCGCCAAGUAGAACAGGUGGCUCUGCGUCAGGCGGAGAAAACUCCGAGCAAUCGCCUAGUACUGAUUCAAAAGAAGGGUCCUAUGAACUCGUACAGGAUUCUGGAUGAAGUAUUUAGAUUAUUACUUCAUAUUAAUUUGAAUAAACGCUCCUGACCUAAAAAACUUUCCUGAUGAAGAUUGAUUGUUCCCUCUACAUGUACAACAUCUACAUGAUACCCCAUGACAACACAUCAUCGUCGUUCUCAACACUAAAACUUAAACUUUCAAAAAGACUACGAGGAUCUACAUUAAAAACAUGUGUCGAGGUACGCCACCCCACCUCAAGUACGUGUGAAAGGACGGUACGUAUAGGUGGUCUCCCUCAAUCACGCCCCCAUUUUCCCCCCUUCGGUAUCCCAAUCUGAAGGACGUCCUGUUCACCUAGACAUGGACUCACUCUCACAUUGUAGAAAAACUUUUUUGAUAAUUCCUUUCAUGUAAGUAAAAACUAGACAACUACUUCACGUAACUUGAUUCCUUAAGAAAGCUCAGUCUUUUGUUUGAAAGAGUGUAAAAGGCUUUGGUCUUCUUCGGUUUCUAUCAUUAUGCUACACGAAGCGCGGCUUUGCGUACCUCAAUGCGGCCAGAGUCUCAAAGAAUUCAGAUGAAUGGUAGCUGGCGGAUGUAUGAAACACCAGAAUGAGACAAAGCAAUACAACGUUUCGAAGAAGCUGAAGUAACGUGAUUCUCCAUAAGAAAAAAUGGAAGAGGACAUCAUGUAAAAAAAUGCGAU